GUGGUGGUGGGUACACAAUCAAGGUCUUGGAUUGUGUCGUGCUAUGCGCUCGGUAUUUUCAUCCUAUUCUAUUCAACUUGAGCGAAGAAGCGAGUUGGAUUCAGUCGACUUUUACUUCUACUUGCGUAGUGAAAAAAUAUUUUUUUUUAAAAGUGCGCAGUAGUGUAGUAGUUAUAUAAAAGUAGUGUUUGGAUAUGGUUCGCUUCGGUCAGUUUUAGCCAUGUUUACAAUACGCGUUGUGCAAAAUUCUUCGGUUUUACAGAGUGUAUUUCGAAGAAUCAGCCUAGCAAACGGAGAUUUGCGAAUAUCAAAUUCGCACUGGUCUUCUCCGCUCGUUCUUUCGAACAAAAUUUUAGAGCAAGAGAAAUCCUGCAAUUGGCCGUCCAGAAAUAGGUCAGGGUCUUUUGGAUCAACAGCUGCUGUACUCAAUUUAAGAAAUAUGUCAACAGAAGCAGGUUCCUCUUCCAAAAGCCCCAAGACUAACAGAUUGAUUUUAGAAAAAUCACCAUAUUUGCUACAACACGCUACCAAUCCUGUCGAUUGGUUCCCUUGGGGCCAAGAAGCCUUCGACAAAGCAAAGGCUGAGAAUAAAUUGAUAUUCUUGUCUGUGGGAUACUCCACAUGUCAUUGGUGUCAUGUAAUGGAAAAAGAAUCGUUUGAAAAUCCUUCUGUGGCUGAAAUAAUGAAUAAGUAUUUUGUAAAUGUAAAAGUAGACAGGGAAGAAAGGCCAGACGUGGAUAAACUUUACAUGUCUUUUAUUCAAGCUACUGUUGGGGGUGGUGGUUGGCCAAUGUCGGUUUUCCUUACGCCUAGUUUAGAGCCGUUAGCGGGUGGAACAUAUUUUCCCCCGGAGGACAGCUACGGUCGCCCAGGAUUUAAAUCAGUUCUGAAGAGUAUUGCGGAACAAUGGAGGAAGAAGCAAACCGCUAUUCUCAACUCCGGAAAACACUCGGUUGAAGUACUAAAGAAAAUUUCCGAAAAAGAGCUAAGGGAUUGUCAGAGGAUAGAUAUUCCAGGUGAAGAUUCAUGGAAGAAAUGUCUCUUACAAUUGUCCAGGAGUUAUGAGUCCGAUUACGGUGGUUUCAGCCCAGCCCCGAAAUUUCCCCAGCCUUCAAAUUUUAAUUUCCUGUUUCACAUGUACGCGAGGAACAAAAAGGGUGAACAAGGAGUGCACUGUUUAGAGAUGUGUCUGCACACACUUAAAAAAAUGGCAUAUGGUGGCAUUCACGACCAUGUCAACAAGGGAUUUGCGAGGUAUUCCGUAGACGGCCGUUGGCAUGUGCCCCACUUUGAGAAAAUGCUUUACGAUCAAGCCCAGUUGGCAGUUUCUUACUGCGACGCAUAUGUACUUACAAAAGACGAAUUCUAUGCUGAUGUCGUACGAGAUAUUCUCACGUAUGUCUCCAGGGACCUCAGUCACGAACUUGGAGGAUUUUACGGAGCUGAGGAUGCCGAUUCCUAUCCCUAUGAAGGAGCUCCCCAUAAGAUGGAAGGUGCGUUUUGCGUUUGGGAAUAUGAUGAAAUCUUCAACCUGCUCGAUGAAGUAACAGACGGAAUAUCGCACGCUGAAGUGAUCGCUUACCAUUACAAUGUAAAGAAGGAAGGUAAUGUUAAUCCAUCACAAGACCCACAUAAGGAGCUGCAGAAGAAAAAUGUUCUUGUCUGUUUCGGUUCGUAUGAAAGCACCGCAAGUAAAUUCGGUAUCACCGUCGAAAAACUCAAAGAAAUUUUGGAGAAAUCUCAUCAAGUCUUAUACGAGGAGAGACAAAAGAGGCCAAAGCCUCAUGUCGAUACAAAAAUAGUGACUUCGUGGAACGGUUUGAUGAUUUCAGGGUAUGCUAAGGCCGGAUUUGUGUUGAAAGACCAGACCUAUAUAAACAGGGCUAUUCAGGCUGCCAGCUUCAUCAAGAAAUUCUUGUACGACGAGGAAGACAAGAGUCUGCUGAGGUGUUGCUAUCGAGGGGAUGACAGCCAGAUUGCGCAAACGCCCAACCCGAUUGUAGGCUUCUUAGACGAUUAUGCUUUCCUGAUCAGAGGCCUUUUAGACCUGUACGAAGCAUCUCUUGAUGCCGAUUGGUUACAGUGGGCUGAAACUUUACAGGAGCAGCAGGAUGCAAAAUUCUGGGAUGCCAAAGGCGCUGGUUACUUUACCAGCCCUGAGGGAGACGCCUCUAUCUUGAUUCGUGGAAAGGAAGAUCAAGACGGCGCCGAACCGUGCGGCAACUCCGUCGCCGUCCACAACCUGAUCCGGCUUGCCGCCUACCUUGACAGGCAGGACCUGCGGGACAAGGCCGGCAGGACUCUGACCGCCUUCUCCGACCGGCUCCGGUCCAUUCCGGUAGCCCUGCCGGAGAUGACGUCCGCCCUGAUGUUCUACCAUAACUCACCCACACAGGUCUUUAUAGCGGGCCAGACCGAGGACAACCACACACAGGCCCUCCUAGACGUCGUCCGCUCGCGCUUCCUCCCCGGCCGCAUCCUGGCCAUCGCCGACGGUCCUGGCGGCCGCGCCGGCCUGCUGUACCGCCGCCACGAGACCCUGUCUCGCCUGCGGCCCAUCCAGGGCAAGCCGGCGGCUUACGUGUGCAGGAACUUCGCCUGCUCGCUGCCGGUGACUGAGCCUGAUGAGCUGGCCACGUCCCUGGAUGAUGGCAACGGCCAGAAGAGGGGCACCGAGUGAAAGCUUCGUCGGAGACGAUGCUAGAGAUAGGUGUAUAGGUUUUACUCGCGCUUGAGUGCCUGUAGGUGUGGGGAAAUUCGAUCUUGUUGCUGAAAUUACUGUCGCUAAGUUCAAAAUCAAAGCGAUUAUAUUAGUUUUAUCUUCACUCGCGAAAUUUUUCGUUAAUUUUUACAAGUACUUCAAUUUAUUUUUUAUCAAACUUUAGGAGAAGAUAAUCAUAAAAUAAUGAUAAUUUCUUAACAUAUAUUUUACUCGAAACAGGUUUUUUCUUUAGUACAAUGCUCUAUUGUUGAAAUUUUCAUGAAUAUUUUUAAGUAUUUUCUAAACGAUUUCAGCUUUUUAGUUUUAUCUGUCGCAGAAAGUGCAGGGGGGUGUUAUAUUACACAGAUUGAAUAUAAAAAUUACGUAAUGUAAUAAAACUACCCGGUAUGGCAGCUGUAAGAGUAAAUUUUUAUGCGUUUAUCUUUCAAUAUGCCGAUUACGUUGAUAGGAAUCCCAGUCCAACAAAAUAGUUCACAAACACGAUAUUUUAUUACUGUUUAAUGUUUAAUAAAUUAUUAAUUACGCAUGUUGUUAAUGGGCGAGAUGAAAGCAACGAGUCACGGGUUAUGAUGCAAAUCAUAUGUACACAUUGCGUCAAACUCUGUUACUAUUAAAUAAUAGUGCGGCUGAGUUCCAAUGUUUGUCUGACAAUAUAGGCCUUAAAUCGAAUGGAAAAUUAAUAAAUGAAAUAUAAAUAAUGAUUCGUUUGAAAAAAUUAACCUAAAGAACACCUACAGUGAAUAGGAAAUUCUAGAUUCUGGAGCGAAAGUGUAUUUUUUGCAAUUUUUCUUAAAAUUAUUUUAGUGCAAUUUUCUAUUGAAACGUCUUUAUAAGAUAUUUUAUUCGGAAAUGGUCAAAUUUUAGUGAAAAUUAAAUAGCGCUUUUUUAUUGUAAAAUGAGCAGAUUCAAAGAAAUAAUUUAAUUUUUUAUCAAAAGUGUAUCCAUUUUGUUUUAAUAAUAGAAUCAUCUGUUACCUUCCCUUUUCUACUGCACUGAUAAAACUGUAAAAAGCAAGUAUUUUAUUCCUUUAAACUUUCUUCUAAGCUCCUUGUUUCAAAAAAGGUUUUGGAAUGUAGUACAUACUCAAGUGUGUCUAAGAAUGGAGUUGAAAAAAUAAUUUUUAUUAAAAAAAAUUGUACUCAGAUGUACAAAAACGUGGGCCAACAUAUACAGGGUGUAAGAAAUAUAGUUCUCGAUUUUAUACUUAUAAUAUUUAUGUUCUCUUCAUAACAAAAUAAACAUGAGAUCAGUUGAGAAAUACAUAAAUAACCGAUCAUUUUCGGCCAUUUAAUAUAUAGCCUGUAUAUAUUAGAUCCCCAGAUUAGGUCCCCAGAUCGUACAAAAAACAUGAAGUUGAUAUUAUGGAAAAUGAUUAAAACAUAAUUUGUAGCAUAUUUUCAUUUCUUAAUAUCCAAUUAAUUCUAUUAAGUUUGUUAAGAGCAAACAUUUUUUUCUGUGUAGGUAAUCUGCCUCGUAUAAAACACCAAAAAAAUUUAUUGGGAAGUUAUUCAUGUAAUAUUUGAAGAUAAUCGACCUACAUUAAUAUUUUUGAUUUGACAAAUCGUUGACUUAUAACAUUAACUACAUUUUGUACAAAGUAAACCGAUUAUUUUUUCUGUAUCUUGUACGAAAAUAGCACUUUACCAUAUGGUGGGCCAUUAGUGUGAGAAAGUAAAAUAAUUCCUUUGUCACUCAUAAUAUAGAAAAAAAGUUUAU
Molecule: messenger RNA, 4438 nt
Organism: Anoplophora glabripennis (Asian longhorned beetle)
Lineage: Eukaryota; Metazoa; Arthropoda; Insecta; Coleoptera; Cerambycidae
Product: spermatogenesis-associated protein 20
Exons: 6
Coding region: 221-2680 (819 amino acids)
Biological process (GO): carbohydrate metabolic process
Source: RefSeq, a predicted model, not a curated record